Anoplophora glabripennis (Asian longhorned beetle) is the source of this 1328-nucleotide messenger RNA. RefSeq names its product cytoplasmic tRNA 2-thiolation protein 1 (gene Ctu1). The coding region runs from base 131 to 1270 and encodes 379 amino acids. Gene Ontology annotation, cellular component: mitochondrion; cytosolic tRNA wobble base thiouridylase complex. Gene Ontology annotation, biological process: tRNA wobble position uridine thiolation. Gene Ontology annotation, molecular function: tRNA binding. The transcript has 5 exons. Lineage: Eukaryota; Metazoa; Arthropoda; Insecta; Coleoptera; Cerambycidae. The record is from RefSeq and is a predicted model, not a curated record.
UUGGCUCACUUAUUUUUUAUCUACCACUUCAGAAUAAACUAAGGUUAAGGUUUUGGAAUUUUUUAAAUUAAAGAAAUAUUCUUUUAUUUUAUUAAGCAAAAAUAAAUUAAAAAACACAUUUUUACAAAAUAUGCCUCUGUGUUCAGCAAGAUGUGGAAAUAAUGCAAUUUUAAAGAGGCCUAAAACGGGAGAUACUUUAUGUAAGGAAUGUUUUUUCGAAGCCUUUGAAAAUGAAAUUCACUUUACCGUUACAAAGGCAAAAUUAUUUAAACCAAACAGGACGGUGGCCAUUGCAGCAUCUGGUGGUAAAGAUUCGACUGUGUUAGCCUACAUUAUUAAACUGCUCAAUGAGAAAUAUAAUUACGGGCUUAAACUGGUUCUCUUAUCAAUAGACGAAGGUAUUACUGGCUACCGAGAUGAUAGUUUGGACACAGUAAAACAAAAUAGAGACGAUUACGAAAUGCCCCUAAAAGUUUUGAGUUAUAAAGACUUGUAUGGCUGGACAAUGGAUGAGAUUGUGGCAGAAAUAGGAAGGAAAAACAAUUGUACAUUUUGUGGAGUAUUCCGCAGACAAGCAUUAGAUAGAGGGGCAAAUUUAUUAAAAGUGGAUUACUUAGCUACUGGUCACAAUGCUGAUGACAUUGCAGAGACUGUGUUAAUGAAUAUAUUACGAGGUGACUUGGCACGAUUAAAUAGGUGUACUUCCAUUAUUACUGAUAGUGGAGAUGGCAUUCCUAGAGUGAAACCUUUGAAAUAUGCUUACGAAAAAGAGAUUGUAAUGUAUGCAUAUUUUAGGAAAUUGGUAUAUUUUUCUACAGAAUGUGUUUUUGCUCCCAAUGCCUAUAGAGGACAUGCACGAGUUUUGUUAAAAGACUUGGAAAAAAUAGAUCCGUCGAUUAUAAUGAACAUUAUACAGUCGGGUGAAUCGAUAAAAGUGAACGAAACCGCCACAAUGCCUACAUUGACAAACUGUACGCGCUGCGGUUAUGUGUCUUCUCAAGAAAUUUGUAAAGCUUGCGUUCUUUUAGAAGGUCUUAACAAGGGAUUACCAAGAUUAGGUAUUGGGAAGUCGAGUAAAGUGAAAAGGAUAUUGCAGGAAAAUGAGAAAAAGAACGGCCGAUGUUGUAGUACAGAUAAAAGAAAGACAUGCGGAACAGUAAGUAAUGAAAUUAGUAUAGAAGAUAUAGGAGACAAGAAAUGCUCGUGCAAUGGAUCCGAGAGAAUUCGACCUAAAGGUGACGAGCUUGUGAUAGACAAAUUAACUAUAUAAAUAUAAUUUUAUUUGUAAUUUAUAUACAUUGUUUAAAAAAGAAGUGAAAUAUAUAUUA